Messenger RNA from Drosophila eugracilis, 1177 nucleotides. RefSeq lists its product as uncharacterized. The transcript has a single exon. Lineage: Eukaryota; Metazoa; Arthropoda; Insecta; Diptera; Drosophilidae. Gene Ontology annotation, cellular component: sarcoglycan complex; sarcolemma. The coding region runs from base 76 to 1125 and encodes 349 amino acids. Gene Ontology annotation, biological process: muscle organ development. The record is from RefSeq and is a predicted model, not a curated record.
UGCACUAUUUUUGUACGACUGGAUACAGCAAUUGUGCGAACGGUUUUUUGGAUACAGUCAAAAUAUUCCGAUAUAAUGAUGAAUACCUUUGAGAACACCUUCAUCCGGGGACCCUCGCCGUCCUAUUCCGAUGAUGCCAACUCAGAGAAUGCGUUAUCAGUGACUCUGCCCAUCGGAGCAGCUAUCCCCGAUUUGGACUUUUGUCGCGACGACUCCAAGACGGACACGGGCGACUAUUUCGAUGAGAAAUACAACAGCGACAGCUGCUCUCGCUUGCAUCCCGGUCAUCAAGGACGCAACACUUUCGCAUUUUGGACCAUUGUGGUUCUCCUUUUGGUCCUGACUGUGGGCAAUCUCAUCCUGACCCUUACUAUUGUCGGUGUCCUGCGUCUGGGAAAAGGUGUCCAGGGAAUGGAAGUGAUUCCCGAAGUAGAUGUAGUCAAGUUCUACGGUUCCACGGACUUGGAACGGGUGCAGACCAACUCAAUUGGACAGAUUCAUGGUUUCUCGGAUGUUCCAGUGACAAUUAGCAGUGAUGCAGGUGACGGGGAAGGUGGCGUCAACGUGCGGGUGUUCCGAAACGGCAAUGGUGAACGCGAUAGGAUUGUUCUGAACAAGGAAGGCAUUCUUAUUCAGGCCACAAAUCUAUUUGAGGUCAAGGACCCCGUUGAUAAGCAACCAAUUUUUACCACCCAUCGUCCGCAAUAUAACAUUCCGGGUGGAGUGGAAGCCUUGCAGGCCAAGGUGGUCAGUGCCAGCGGAAUAGCGAGUCCCAUUGAUGAGUCUCUAGUUCUCGAGAGUGAUGGACGCAUGGCAAUCAGAGGCUCCGAGGGCGUCUACUUCGAUGGAGCCAGCGUUGACAUGCAAUCCGAGCAUCACGUCCUAAUAAACUCCACGCAGGGCGCCACCAUCCUGGAGGCUGGCACGGGUAUCUUUCUGGACAUGGACCGUAUCCCCAUUGUCAGUUCCGAGCUUGGACUCCGCACAGGAAGUGUCCAGUACAAGCUUUGCGUUUGCAUGCCUCAUGGAACACUUUUUAGGAUUGCCAUUCCAAGGGUGCACAACGGUCCAAAGAUAACGUGCGCCCACUUUAGCGGUAAGGACGAUCCAUGUGAAGUCAACUAAGUACUGCCAGAAAUAAAGAGAAUCGUUACGACUAUCGUAUCUCUAAAACAAA